Molecule: messenger RNA, 408 nt
Organism: Brettanomyces nanus
Lineage: Eukaryota; Fungi; Ascomycota; Pichiomycetes; Pichiales; Pichiaceae
Exons: 1
Coding region: 1-408 (135 amino acids)
Source: RefSeq, a predicted model, not a curated record
AUGGGUGUUUUAGUGGUGUUUAUUAUGACACGAAUAUCAUUUUCGUUUCGAUUCCAAAGUCUGCUUCUUAUCUCGUUGAUACUGGCGUUUUUCCUCUUGGCCACGGCAUUAAAUAUGAUCUGGUUACUAGAUGCCCGAGAAAACAUGAAGUGGCUCGUGGGGGCCUACUCGCUUCUACAGCUUAUCUCUGUAAAUUUGGUCUACGAGUUGCUGGCCAACUGGAAGUUGUUUGACCGUAAGGCUGAGAAUAGGGGAAUAGUGGGACGCGAGGUGAGAAUUGUGGAGGCUGCCGAAGCCGAAGCUACUGGAGCUACUGGGGCUGCCGAGGCUACCGAGACUGCUGGGGCUACUGAGACUACUAGGGCUACCGAGACUGCUGGGGCCAAUGGGCCGCAGGAGCGCUUCUAG